AUGCAGAGAAUAUUAGAGAAGAAACACUUCAGAAACAAACAGAAAGAGAUAGAAUACAUUUCGAAGAAAUUGCAAUCGUACGAUUGGAAGACUUACCCUCAUAGAUGUCUUCUUAUUUUAGAUGACUUUGCUUCUCAUCCUUUGUUAAAGAACAGAGAACAAGAUAUGUGUCGAAUUCUUAAGAAGCUCAGACACUUUAACAUCUCAGUUGUCAUUUGUGUACAGACAGCAAAGAGUUUAAGUAAGGAUGUUAAAAGAAUACUUACUGAUAUCAUACUUUUCCCUGGAUUGUCCGAAGACGAUUUCAUGGAACUUAUGAAAGAGUCCAUGGCAGGUAAGUUUGACAGACAUGAACUAUGGGAGAAGUACAAAGUCAUACAAGACCCUCAUACUUCUUUCAGAAUUCAUAUCUACGCGAACAAAGUUCAAAUUGUAAAAAGUCAAUAA
Messenger RNA from Trichomonas vaginalis G3, 447 nucleotides. RefSeq names its product protein of unknown function, DUF4106 family. The transcript has a single exon. Lineage: Eukaryota; Parabasalia; Trichomonadida; Trichomonadidae. The record is from RefSeq and is a predicted model, not a curated record. Bases 1 to 447 code for a protein of 148 amino acids.